ACCAUAGCGGAUCUACGGGUAGCAGGGAAGGACAAUCGUGUUUUGUUACUCUCGCGCCCGGCGGUUAGCUUUCAGUUUUGUUUCUCGCAAAUCCAACGAUUUAUUUCGCAAAUGUUUCUGUUCCGAUUUGAACGGCAUCGUAAUUGUGGGUGGUCCAAAGGUAAUCUUCAUGUCGGUGGUGUUUCAGAACAGCUCCGGAUGGGUUCUGGACGCGCUCCCGCUAAUCAACGGAAGCUAUCAGCGGUGCGUCCGGAUAGGAAAAGGUGGCUCGAGCCUGCUGAAGUGUAGUUUUAAAAGACAAUAUUUCCAAACAUCAAAGAGCUAUUACUGCCAAAGCCCCACUGCUGCCUUAGCUGGAGGAAAAGCGGAUGUUUUGCAAGCAACAGAUAAAAAAUCGAAGAAAAGGAAGCGCAAACGCAGUGAACUCAACCAGGGAGAAGUCGAUUCCCAGGCCUUCCACCAGAGAGUCAGGUCUGUAAUCCUGGAAGGAACCAAGUCUUUAGUGGCUUCUGCCCAAUCCCGCGGUUACUUGAAUGGAGACGCAGAUGCGGAAAAGGAGGCUCUUCCGGCCCCAGAGUGCGGCCUUGCCGCUCUGUGUGAGAUGGCUAAAGAGCUUCCACCGGUGGACGAUGAAGAGCUCAAGGAGCACCCUCAGCUCCUCAUCACAGACGGCAGCUGUACCCCAAACAUUGACCUGUUCACCCAAGUGACAGAGCACAACUCGGACUGUGGUGCAGUGGUCCCACUGAUGGGGCAGGAGUACGUGAUCCCGCCUCACACAGCCUUCCUGCUCUCCGAUUUCACGAGAAUGAAGCCGCUCAUCGACUAUGAAAAGAAAUUUGACCUGAUUGUCAUGGAUCCACCUUGGGAAAACAAGUCAGUGAAGAGGAGCCGAAGAUACGGUUCUUUGCCUUCAUCCCAGCUGAAGCGGCUCCCCAUUCCCCAAUUUACAUCUCCAAACUGCUUGGUAGUCACCUGGGUGACAAACAGGCCCAGCCACCUUCGCUUUGUGUGCGAUGAGCUGUAUCCAUACUGGAAUGUGCAGGUCGUGGCGAAAUGGUUCUGGGUCAAGGUCACCACUUUGGGUCAGUUUGUGUUUCCGCUCGACUCACAGCACAAGAAGCCGUAUGAGACGCUGGUGCUGGGCCGAUAUCACCCCUCUGCUCCCCCGAGCACCUCAGAGAUGAAAGAAGUUCUCCUAGAAGACAGCCGCUUGAUCGUCAGCGUCCCCUCAGCUCUACACUCCCACAAGCCCUCACUCUCAGAGGUAUUAAAGCCAUAUAUUAGGCCUGGAGCAGAGUGCUUGGAGCUGUUCGCCCGCAGUCUGCAGCCUGGAUGGACAAGCUGGGGCAACGAGGUGCUGAAAUUUCAGCACAGCAGCUACUUCACUUUGACACCUGCAGAUGAUUCAGCCGACACCUCUAAAGAGGAGGCUCCUGAUGGGCCCUCAGCUGCACCAGCGCGCAGUUCUCCCCCCCAUCACUACGUGAACUGAUGACUAACGUGAAGCGCCCCUCAGUUUUUCCAUUUGUUUUUAAUGAAGAUUCAGCACCAAAAAUAUUGCUCUUGCAACUCCUUUUGAUCUAGAACGUUCAUGCAUGCACCUUUGAUUUCUUCUUUUUUUUUCUUCAAAUGAGUAAAUAUUAAGGUGGUGAAAUGCAAGUCUGAAUAUGCUGUUAAGAGAGAUGAAAGAAUGUUUUGUGCAGCAGUUUUGAGCCCAGCUGCUUUCUACACACAAACCAAACACUUCUUUUGAGCUGUUAUUGGCACAAUUUCUGUCUUAGGGACGAUCAAAGUAUUUCUAUUUAUACUUACUCCAUGCUGUUGGGGUUAAAAAUAUUGGAUAUUUUCUGUUUUUUGUUUUUUUUAUCGCUCUAAAUGUGAAAAAAUGUUUUGAAACGGACUCCAGCUCCAAGGUUUUUCACACCAGUAACUCUACGACGUCUCCUCCUUUAUCCUCUUGUUCUGUCAAGGGCAUUCAGAUCAUUUGGCCCCUCAUUCUCCCCGUUUUUCUCUGAAAGAUGAGCUCGCCCGUGUCACUUCUAAGCGGCCGGCCUGCCUUUUCAUGUCGGGUGGGGCCUCUCUAAUGAGUCAGAUUGUGCUGUGUGAAUGAGAAGGGCUGCCCGUGAGGAAGACGAGGAAGAGUUGUGGCCUCUGUAGCACACAUCAGAGCUAACGAGGUCAGAAUGCCACUCCAGCAGCAUUGCGAUCACAUUAUCUUGUCAACCUGGCUGUCCUUAACACACACACUGUUAAUCAAUAGACUAAAUCAUUUAAGUCUAUGUAGUCUUUAGUAAUAGUUAUAAGUAGGUCAUAGUUAUAGUUUUUUUUUAAAGACUUUGUUUUGUAAACUUGCAGCUCUUUUAAUAAAAUACAGAAAAUUUGACUAUUA
This is a messenger RNA of Oryzias latipes (Japanese medaka), 2392 nucleotides long. RefSeq names its product methyltransferase 4, N6-adenosine (gene mettl4). Lineage: Eukaryota; Metazoa; Chordata; Actinopteri; Beloniformes; Adrianichthyidae. Gene Ontology annotation, biological process: methylation. Gene Ontology annotation, molecular function: site-specific DNA-methyltransferase (adenine-specific) activity; nucleic acid binding; RNA methyltransferase activity. The record is from RefSeq and is a predicted model, not a curated record. Gene Ontology annotation, cellular component: nucleus; cytosol.